Cydia amplana is the source of this 2859-nucleotide messenger RNA. RefSeq lists its product as uncharacterized. The transcript is spliced from 6 exons. Bases 155 to 2785 code for a protein of 876 amino acids. The record is from RefSeq and is a predicted model, not a curated record. Lineage: Eukaryota; Metazoa; Arthropoda; Insecta; Lepidoptera; Tortricidae.
AGCGACGGCAGAAGAAAAUACAUGUGGAAUAAGAAAAUAUUAAUAAUUUGAUACAUAAAAUCGCACUAAAAACGGUAUUUACUAUCAGACAUCGCUUAAGACAAUAUCUGCUAUUAAUUGCUGAGAUUAAAAUUAAUAUACAUGUAGGCAGACGAUGGACCGUAUUCAAGACUUGUCAGCCUUCCAAGGCGCGAUUUUAUCAGCAGAUAAUUUCCAUUCCUUUUCAAAGCUGAUUUCAAGAGGAGGAAAUGAGGAAAAAGUGAAAUAUGUUCUGGAGAAACUUUCUAAAUUCUUGAAUGAUAAAAACUAUAUCAAUGAGAAUGGAGUGGUCCAAGAAAGGCUGGAUGAAUAUAGAAAACUAGCAUUAUACAUUGCUUUAAAUGCAGACCUACCAAUUCUGGAAGAGAUGACUGAAAUGGAAGGCAUGCAGAUGGUUAUUUGGAUGAUCCCCACUGUUCCCAAGUAUCUUUUGUAUGAGAUUUUCUUUAAUCUCCACAUGCAGCAAUUUUUAUAUGAAAUAAUAGCAUUUACCAACCCUCACCUGGCCUUGCAAAUAGCGGAUGCAUUUAUUAUCAAUAUGAAGUAUUUAAACCCUGUGGAUCAGCUUGACAGGGUCCGCGUAGUCGCCGCAGCUCUCUACAGGUUGAUAUGUAGACUGCACUUUUACCAUGAUGGUAGUGAUGGGGAAUUGUUAACAGAUGCCUUAAAUAACUUCCAGCUGUGUAUCAACAAGUUCACGAACCCUCCUAAUGCAGACAAGGUGCUGAAUAUGCCCAAAGAUGAUCAAUACAAAUACUUGGGAAGAAGCCUUAGUAUCAUGCUGAACCUGAUUGAGGAAUGCAUGCUUCAGUUCACAAGUAAGCAAGAGUUUGAAGCUGAAGGGUUUAAUGAGAUUUAUCUGGGUACACACCAUCCUGAAAGUAUUGCAACAAGAACAUUGAACUUCAAAAUCUGUGAUAGCCCAAAUGAUGCAAUAUUGCAGUACCUAAAUAAAUGCCAUGCACUAUUGCUGGAUGACUGCACAACUCAAGUCAUGAGUGUUAGUGUUGACAUAUUCUGUGCUUGGAGUGAAUAUGAAGAGAAUGGGAAAAGCAUACAGCAAAGCAUUGGAGAGCUCUGCUUUAAACUGCGCUCAAUUCUUCAGGGCAUUCCUAGUAUUUCUGAACAUACUCUUGUUGGUAUGCUAAAACAGAUAUCCAGAGAGCCUUUAAAUCACAAAGAUAUUAUCAAUGAAACUGAUAUUGAAGUUAUUGUAGAGAAAAUCAAUGCUCAUGAUGAAGAAAGCCCUUCGUGGCUUAGUGCACUACUCUAUAAAGAUGAUUUGUGCCAAAAUUUAACACUACUGCUACUUCUUGAAUCAAACAUAGCGCAGUUAAAAGAGGAACAAAGUCACACUUUAUUUGAUAAGAUCAUUGAUCAUCUGCAUGAUGACCAGGAAAACAGUGAAUACUUGAAAGUUCUGGCCAUAAAAGCAUUCCAUCAAUGCAACAAUACUGUUAAAGAUGAAAUCAUCACAAACCAAUUUAGUGACAACCUGCAUGACAAAAUGGAAAAUGGGGAUUACACAACCAUGAUGACAGAGAUAUUCAACAAGCUCACUGUCUCUGAUGAUGCCGAUCCGUCGGAUAUCUUGACAGUAUUCCUUCAGAACCCUAAGCAAACAUUUAUGAAAAUAUUUAAAUUAGCGGCAGAGAAUGAGAAACAGACUGAGAUUAUGUUAAGAGUAAUGGACAGUUUAGAAAAAUAUUGCAAUUUUUACUACAGGCAAGACACUGAACCAUGUAUUGUUAAAGUCUGUAAUAAUGUACUGGAGAGUUUUUUAGACACUGAUGUAAAGCAGAGUAAUUUUGUAAAUUUUAUCAGUAAGCUGAAACAACGGAAUAUAAUUCCAGGGAAUAAAUUAUUAAUGUUAAUAAUAAUGCCAAAUUUGCACAAAGGGUUAAUAAACAAGCAUGUUGUUGGGAUGAAUGUCCAAAUUAAAUUAUUGAUGGCGGCAUACACUAUUGAGGAGUUACUGGAAUUCAGGGCGCCAAUGUUGGCUAUGUUGGCUCAAGUGCUAGAAAUUGUAAGGUGGAAGUUUACUUCCUUUGAAGCAGCCAUGCCGCCAACAUUGGAGUUGGCUUUACAGUUGCAGCAAGAGAUCUUUAACACUUAUGAAGCUGAGAUACCUGAGAAAGAAUUAAAGUGGCUAAAGAGCAAACUGAAAAAUUUGCAGCCUCUGAACAUGUACUACUACCGGAAGCUCUGGGACCCUCCUGGCAGCAGUUUCAUUGAGGUCAUCACUGGACUUCGCAUAAGAAAGGAGAUGGAUGUGGAUCAAAUCACAUCCAUGCUGUUACAAGUAUUAUGCUCCAUCACUUAUCAAGAGAUGUCAGAAAUAUAUAAUGGCUUGUCGGUAUUCGGAGAUGACACAACCCUGGAAAUACUACAAGAUGCUGUAUUACUGGUCACAGUAGCAGAGAAGUCAAACAGGACAGAUAUUUCGUGGGCAUGUCUGCUCAACUGCUAUAGGAACUUCAUUAUUACUAUAAAGAACAAAUAUUUCAAGGAACCUCUUACCAACGAUCAAGUAAUGAACGUUGUGCGAAAACUAGUGAGGAUUGUCAAUAUAGUGGACGAAAAAUACGUGAACGAAUUUGCAGCAAUUUUAAUGCCAUUGCUGUCUUACAUAGCUGAGAAAAGAAGUGAUUACUCCUCGGACAUUGCCAAUUAUAUACAAGAGAAAGUGAAAAAGACACAGUUUUCUUCAAUACUCAAUCAAGUUUUCAUUAGCUCUAAUGUAUAAUUUUUUCUCACAACACCUUAGUUGAUGUUUACCACUUUGCAGUAUUUAAUUGAUUCCCGUUUAGUGAUAUGUUC